Molecule: messenger RNA, 3618 nt
Organism: Paramormyrops kingsleyae
Lineage: Eukaryota; Metazoa; Chordata; Actinopteri; Osteoglossiformes; Mormyridae
Product: ceramide transfer protein
Biological process (GO): ER to Golgi ceramide transport
Molecular function (GO): lipid binding
Source: RefSeq, a predicted model, not a curated record
CCUAAUCCAUACCUUGCUAUAACUCUUUCACCCCACAGAUAAAAAAAAAACCAAAGAACAACAGACAUCGUCAACACAGAGCACUACAGACAACCAAUUAGAUAGGAGAGAAGGACGUAGAAGAAAAUGGCGUCUGUUUAGGCUGGCCAGCUAAAUGUCGGAUAAUCAGAGCUGGAACUCUUCGGGCUCCGAGGAAGAUUUGGAUACUGAGUUCGGACAGCCUGUUGAGCUUUGUGGGGUUCUCAGUAAGUGGACCAACUACAUUCACGGAUGGCAGGACCGAUGGGUGGUGUUAAAGAACAACACCCUGAGCUACUACAAGAGCCAGGAUGAGCGAGAGUAUGGAUGCAGGGGCUCUCUGUGUCUCAGCAAGGCUGUCAUCACGCCCCACGAGUUCGACGAGUGCCGCUUCGAUAUCAGCGUGAACGACAGCGUUUGGUACCUGCGUGCCCAAGAUCCUGAGCACCGGCAGCGGUGGAUCGACUGCAUCGAGCUGCACAAGGCAGAGUCCGGCUAUGGCUCAGAGUGCAGUUUACGGCGGCACGGCUCCAUGCUGUCCCUCACCUCGGCAGCCAGUGGCUACUCCGCCACCUCGACGUCAUCCUUCAAGAAAGGGCACAGUUUACGUGAAAAGCUGGCAGAGAUGGAGACCUUCCGGGAUAUUCUUUGCAGGCAGGUCGACACGCUGCAGAAAUACUUUGACGCUUGUGCUGAUGGAGUCUCCAAAGACGAAUUCCAGCGGGAUAAAGUUGUGGAAGAUGAUGAGGACGACUUCCCAAAUACACGUGCUGAUGGGGAGUUCCCACACAACAAUAAUGGCAGUAAGGAAAAAUUGUUUCCAUCCGUGAACCCCAAAGGAAUCAACGGGAUUGACUUUAAAGGCGAGGCAAUCACCUUUAAGGCCACUACUGCUGGGAUCCUGUCUACUCUCUCGCACUGCAUCGACCUGAUGAUGAAGCGGGAGGAGAGCUGGCAGAAGCGGCUGGAUAAGGAAAUUGAGAAAAGGAGGCGGGUGGAAGAUGCUUACAAGGCCGCUGUGAUUGAGCUGAAGAAGAAGUCCCACUUCGGGGGUCCUGAUUACGAGGAGGGACCAAACAGCCUGAUCAAUGAAGAUGAGUUUUUUGAUGCUGUUGAAGCUGCCCUCGACAGGCAGGACAAAAUCGAAGAACAGUGCCAGUCUGAGAAGUCCAGGAUACACCGGCCCACGGCAGUGCCUUCCGGGGAUGUCUAUUCCUCCAUUGGCAGCCACAGAUUUGCUCAGAAGCCCUAUACUCGUUCCCCCUCCAUGUCUUCUGUUGAGCUAGUCAGUGCCUCUGAUGAUGUUCACAGAUUCACCACGCAGGUGGAGGAGAUGGUGCAGAAUCACAUGUCCUACUCUCUCCAGGAUGUUGGUGGAGAUGCUAACUGGCAGCUGGUAGUGGAGGAGGGGGAGAUGAAGGUGUACAGACGUGAAGUGGAGGAGAAUGGAAUUGUCCUGGACCCUCUGAAAGCGACACAUGCUGUGAAAGGGGUGACCGGCCACGAGGUCUGUCACUACUUCUGGAACACAGAUGUCCGAAACGACUGGGAGACAACUGUGGAGAACUUCACUGUGGUGGAAACGUUGUCCGAAAAUGCCAUUAUCGUCUAUCAAACUCACAAGCGGGUAUGGCCGGCCUCCCAGAGAGACGUGCUUUACCUGUCCGCAAUCCGGAAAAUCCUGGCCACUAAUGAGAACGACCCAGACACAUGGCUAGUCUGCAACUUCUCUGUGGAUCACGACAGCAGCCCGCCCACUAACAGGUGUGUCCGUGCCAAAAUCAACGUUGCCAUGAUCUGUCAAACCCUUGUCAGCCCACCAGAGGGAGACAAAGAGAUUUGUAGGGACAACAUCCUCUGCAAAAUUACCUAUGUUGCAAAUGUGAAUCCUGGUGGCUGGGCCCCAGCCAGCGUCCUGCGGGCAGUGGCCAAACGGGAGUAUCCAAAAUUCCUCAAGCGCUUUACCACAUAUGUCCAGGAGAAGACGGCCAACAAGCCAAUCCUCUUCUGAUUUGUCCAGUGCCCUCCUACCACUAUUCCAUCACCAUCUUCUGGUGCCGGCCCAUGCAGAGGGGCAUGUCCAGCUCAGUGCGCAUUCUCCCACCGUGGGUGCCACCUGCCCUCGUACUCUUAGCCCCGCAUGAAGCAGCACGGACCCUGUGCCCACUGCAGCACAAGCCUCAGCCAUGAGCUCUUCCAGACCUUUCAGUGCUGUCAGAGUUUCUUCCACAGAGUCCAGCACUUACAUAUGUGCUCUCACCAUCCUCAGCUGAUAAGCAAUUCACACACUGCUUCACAAAAACUGGUUUAGUACAUCAGUUGUUCAAAUAUAGUCAUGUUGUUUUUGCCAGAAUAUAAAAACGUAUACAUAUUUAAAGUUAUAGUUUAUAUAAAAAUAUUUUGCAAAUAUCAGUUGUGCAUGUUGUCCACUCAUAAUUGUUUUUAGUAAAUUUUUGUCUUGUUUUUGGGUUUGCUACAAUCACUGAUCUCAUGGCUUUUUUCCAUGCUGCUAAUUUUUCUAAAGAAAUGUGUUUACCUUUUUUAUCUCGAUUGCUAGACUUUAGGGCUGUUAUUGACCUUUCGACCUUACCUUUUCGUCUCCGUCUCUGGUGAAGAUCACACACAUGGUCUGAUGGAGGGAGAUACUGAAAAGCUUUACACGUUUUUUUUUUUUGUUGUUUUUCAGAAAUGUUUACAUCUCGUACCUUGUGUAGUUGUAAAUGUAUCACAGAGAUAUGUUGAGAGAGAAAGAUUCAAUAGCUGCAGUCAGGAAUAUUCAACAAAAUCUGAUCUGAUGGCUGAUUUGAUCUUUGAACAAGUGACUAAGAAUGGAAUUGAAGACGGAAAACAAAGAUACAAGCUAAAACUAAAAGCACUGCGGGGUGUUAUCCCACUCGGCAAACUUUGGUUUCUUAUGAACACUAAAGGCAUCACCGACGGCCCUCUUUGGAAACUACCAUCUUAUUUCGACCAUCUUAUGUCAUCUAGUCACACCUUCCAUUCAGCUGUUUGGGUCAGAAGUACAGAAAUAAACUAGCGCUUCUAGUGAUUUGCUGCAUUUAUUAAAAGGAUAUUAGUCACAUAUCACUUUAUUGAAUAUUUCACAUCUAACCUGUAACGAUUAAGUAAAAUGGUUUUGUGAGACUGUUCAAACCUCCGAUGCCUUAGAAAAUAAGAGGUGGGUGGAGGUGUGUUUCAUAGCAUUUAAAUCACUAGAGAAUUGCCUCAGUGUGUCCUUGCAGGGCAUAUGAUCGAUCAUGAGGUAACUCUAGCAUAAAUGUUUAAAAAAGGUAAAAGUUUCCUUUUUUUGGUGAGAUGUGCAUUCAUAUGAAGGUGGAAAUAUUUUUAUUAGUUCUUACCUUGAAACCAAUUUACAAUGUGAUUUGGCAAUCAACAGGACUGUGUAUAAAAACGAUGAUCAGCCUGACAGAAUCAAUUGGAAAUCUCAGACUACAGAUUUUCAAAAAUGACACUGAGAGGUAUUGUUUUUAAUUUUUUAACACAAGUUGUGGGAAUUUAGUUGUGUAUUUUGUGUUUUUUUGUAAUUUGCACUUAAUGUAAUGUCAUUGGAAAUUGCGUAAUUAAAAGGAUUACACUAAA